AACAAGAUGCACUUCUCUGAAUUUGACAUCAAUAAGAUGAGUAAGGCGAUGUAUGUUGCACCUCAAUGAAAAAAAAUGAGAAGAAGAAAGAUAAUUUGUUAACGUCAUGAAUUAAACAGGAAGGACAAUGUGAGGUUUUUCUAGACAGGUUGAGUCAGACUAUGAGGAGGUUUGGUCAUCUUGUGUGUUUUAAUCAUAUGAGCUCCUUAGACGAUGUCUGUAGGUGUACAAUGCAGUGUAGUUUUAUAGAUAAACAUCCUCACAUGAGACCCUCGCAGUUAUCUGCUAACCGUCUAUGACGGCCAAACACUUGUGUGUUUUUCUUUCCUCUAAUACGCAGAUCCGGCUUUAUGAUGAUGAGGGGAAGUUUUAGAAGAGCCAUUCUUUUCUUUGUCCUCCUCUAAUUUUUUUACUUUUCCUGUUUCUCACGUUGCUGUAUUUCCUUCUAUUAAAGUGCACUGAGACAGGAACUGCCACCCCUGCCUGCCUCCCACACGCUUUUUUUCUGCCUCUCUCACUUUUAGAUACUUCUCACCCUUUAGUGUUUGACAGUGAACGUGCUUCUCUCUUUGCCAGUGGGCAGUCUGUUUCGGUGUGGAUGCUUCAGACCUGUUUUUGUCUUUAGUGGGACCUGGAACCACAUUGAUCUUCAGCGGAGUGGCUUCAGCAUAGUUGUGGUCUCAAAAUGGAAGCAGAAGCUCUUUACAACUUCUGUGCCACUGAAAGCGACGAGCUGAGCUUUUACAAGGGAAAUGUACUUAAGAUAACUAAUAUGGAAGAUGAUCCUAACUGGUACACAGCAGAGUUGGGGAACAAAAAGGGCUAUGUGCCGAAAAACUAUAUCAGUCUAAGGCCACACACAUGGUUUGCAGGCCGUAUCUCCAGACAAGUGGCUGAGAAUCGACUGCGUCAGCGCGAGUGUGGAAGCUUCUUAGUGCGAGAAAGUGAGAGCGCACCCGGUGAAUUCUCCAUAUCAGUAAGUUACGGUGAUCAUGUACAGCAUUUCAAGGUGUUAAAGGAUAGAGACGGCUAUUACUUUGUUUGGGAGGAGGUCUUCCCUUCCUUAAAUCAGCUUGUGGAGUACUACAAGACCUACAGCAUUGCAAGGGAAAGGACCGUGUUUCUUAGCGAUACAGAACAAACACAAAAAAGGCCGCAUCAUGCACAUGCACUGUUGGACUUCAAUCCACAACACAAUUCCCAGCUGCACUUCCUGCGGGGUGAUGUCAUAGACCUGCUGGACUGCUCUGAUUCCCAACGCUGGAAAGGUCGUUGUCGUGGAUGUGUGGGCUAUUUUCCUAAAGAAUACGUGCAGCCUAUUUAUCACUGACUAUCAAGGAUGAUGCGAUACAUAAUAACACUGAAUGUACAUAUUAUGGUUUAAUGUGAAAGACUUAAUCGUUUGUUUGAUAAAGACUCUGAAAUAAUCAAACAGACAAAAAUUUAUUUGUUCAGCCACAGUUACUAAACAACAAACACACUGCUGACACUAAAAGAAUACUUUGUUGCUUUUUAGCCUCUAAACUGUCUACUAUGAAGCAUGACUAUAUGCAAAAUAAUCACCAUAUAUACUUCACAUAGAUUGCUUACUUACAAUUCAGGAUAUUUUGUUAACGCAUUCUGCUGUUUGUUUUUACCUUUUCUUUUAAUCUGUGCUGUAUUUAUUAUACACCUUUCUUUUUUUGUGUGUAUAUAUUGUUUAUAACUGUGUUGUCUUGUUUUUUUCGAUUAUGAAAAUAUUAUCACUGUGAUGACAAAAUGAAUA
Paramisgurnus dabryanus is the source of this 1765-nucleotide messenger RNA. It is a transcript of the gene grapa, whose product is annotated as GRB2 related adaptor protein a. The record is from RefSeq and is a predicted model, not a curated record. NCBI's taxonomy places the organism in Eukaryota, Metazoa, Chordata, Actinopteri, Cypriniformes, Cobitidae. Gene Ontology annotation, molecular function: protein binding.